Messenger RNA from Cercopithifilaria johnstoni, 483 nucleotides. The record is from the annotation of a GenBank genome assembly. NCBI's taxonomy places the organism in Eukaryota, Metazoa, Nematoda, Chromadorea, Rhabditida, Onchocercidae.
AUGGGAGAUAUAGUCAUAUAUUCAUAUAGCUGCAAUAAUAAUAGUAGUAGUAGUAGUAGUAAUAGUAACAGUAAUAGUUGUAACAAUAUAAUUCAUUUACAACGAAAGGAGGGGAAUGUUGAUUUGGGGUUAGUUGGACGAGGAGAGCGUAAAGUAGACGACAGCAGGACCGCCUUGCAAACAACUCUUCCAAUAAUUUUGUUCAUCCGUACUUCUUCCCGUCCUCGUCUUCCUCCAUCAACCGUUGUUUGGUGUAUGUGUAUGUAUAUGUAUGUAUGUAUUGCAGUAGUACUGAUGGUAAGUCAUCAGGCAGCAACAGCAAACGGCAACAGCAGCAGUCGGAGCAGCACGGCACACAGUAAUGCAUUUUGCAUGUUGUGUGUUUGGUUGUCCGAUGGGGUGAUAGCCCAAUGUGUCGAGUUUUUCGUGCAAUCGACAAAAUGCCAUCAUCAUUUCCCUGAACGUCUACAGCAGGAGCAGUAA